Messenger RNA from Dermatophagoides pteronyssinus (European house dust mite), 2068 nucleotides. RefSeq names its product facilitated trehalose transporter Tret1-like. Gene Ontology annotation, molecular function: sugar transmembrane transporter activity. Lineage: Eukaryota; Metazoa; Arthropoda; Arachnida; Sarcoptiformes; Pyroglyphidae. Gene Ontology annotation, cellular component: membrane. Gene Ontology annotation, biological process: carbohydrate transport; transmembrane transport. The record is from RefSeq and is a predicted model, not a curated record.
AAUUUUAGACAGGACACGUUUUUUGAACUAAAUUUUGUUCAUCUUUGAAUCGGAAAAAUUUGGAUAAAAAAAAAUAGUUCUGGUUAAAUCAAUGGCCGACAAACAACAACAACAACACCGACAAAUGAACGAUGCCAUUCAUAUCUAUCAUGAUAAUGUAGAUGAUGAUGAUGAUGGAAAACUUAUCAAACAACACAACGUUCGAAGACAACAAACAUCAUCAUCGUCAACAAACAUUCAUCAUCCAUAUCAUCAAGAUAAUCAUGACAGCAAUAACAAUAACAACAACAACAAAAAUGAAUCACAAAAUUCAAAUUAUUUUACAGCUAAAAGUCAGUUGAUAAAAUCAAGAUCACCAUUAACAGCCGUAUCAUAUUCAAGUUUAGAUACAACAACAGGAUCGGAUUUAUUUCAUACGGCUGAAUUAUCGAUAAUCACUGAUACAACAACAACAACAACAUCGACAAAUCCUCAUCAACAUUAUAAUCAUAAUCAUCAUCCAAAUAAUCAAACAACAACAAUGGAUUCGGAAAGUGAACGUCCACGUAUAAAACAACAACCAUCAAUGACAUUAUAUUUGGCUACUGUAUCAGCAUUACUUGGUGCAUUAGGUAUGGGUCUUGUAUUAGGUUGGACAGCACCAGCAUUAAUAACAAUGGUCGAUGAUGAUAGUCAACCUAAAUUAGAUAAUGUAGCCGAUAAAGAUGCUAUUACAUGGAUUGGUUCAAGUAUGACAUUAGGUGCAUUAGUUGGUGCAUUAUUUUCCGGUACAAUAUCACAAUAUUUUGGCCGUAAAAAGGCAUUGAUUUUCUAUGGAAUCCCGUUCACUAUUGGUUGGCUGUUGUUAGUUUUUGCCAAAAGUAUUACCCUUUUAAUUGUUGGACGUGUUGUUUGUGGUAUCAGUUGUGGUCUAUUGUCCGGUACUGCGCCAUCAUAUGUUGUUGAAAUUUCUACAAUCGCUAUUCGUGGUUUGAUUGGUGCUUGUUUUCAGCUUUUCGUUACAAUCGGCAUCCUUUUGGUCUAUAUAAUUGGAGCUUUUAUAAAAUGGCGUCCAUUAGCCGGUGUUUCAAUGAUACCGACAAUCGUAAUGAUGAUUUGUAUGUUUUUUAUGCCCGAAAGUCCAUCAUGGUUAAUGUCAAAAGGAAAAGUUACCGAAGCAACACAAUCAUUACGUCGAUUACGUGGCCAAAAUAGUGAUACCGAUCAAGAAAUGCGUAUGUUACAACAAGCUGAAAUUGAUAAACAAGGUGGUGGAUUUAAAUUAAGUAGCUAUGGUAGCCGACCACAUUUAAUGCCAUUCAUAUUGGCAUUAUUGUUGAUGUUGUUUCAACAAUUUAGCGGUAUUAAUGCUGUAAUGUUUUAUGCAACAUCAAUAUUUGCCGAAGCAGGAAGUUCUAUUGAACCAAAAUAUGCAACAAUUAUUAUCGGUGUUGCACAAGUUAUUGCUACUGGUGCCGGUAGUUUAUUGGUUGAUCGUCUUGGUCGAAAAAUUCUUCUCAGUGCUUCUGGUAUUUUACAUGUUGUUUCAUUAGCUGCAUUAGGUGUUUAUUAUUAUGUAGCAGAUAAACAUCCAGAUACGGCCAAAAGUCUUGGCUGGUUACCAUUGGUCAGUCUAGUCGUAUUUAUUAUCGGAUUUUCAAUCGGUUAUGGGCCAGUUCCAUGGUUAAUGGUUGCCGAAAUUACACCAACCGAUUCACGUUCAAUGACCAGUGCUAUUGCAACAGCAUUCAAUUGGACAUGUGCAUUUUUAAUGACAAAAAAUUUUGAAUUACUUAAAGAUAGUAUCACUACUGAAGGAACAUUUUUUUCAUUCUCUGGUUUGGCUAUUGUAAGCAUAAUAUUUGUUAUAUUUUUGCUACCAGAAACCAAAGGUAAAUCAAGUGAACAGAUUGCACAAAAUUUUCAAUCAAAAACAUCAUCAUUGGAUGUAACAAAACGUGGCAAUCAUAAACUUGAAUUGGAUCGAUUGAAUGGAUAAUAAUAAUAAUAAUAAUAAUGAUAAAUUAAUGAACAAAAUCAUCAAUCAAUCGUGAUCAACAAUAUCAAUCGUGAUCGAACAACAACAAAC